GUCCCGUUCUCUCCCAUAUUCUCUCUCUUUCUCUUUCCCUCUCCACAAACACGAAACUUUCCUCGGAGGUUUCGAGCACCCAAUGGAAAGUUUUUGGUGAAAUGGAAAAUCCACUACAAAGGAACCAAGAUAUAAAUGAAUGAAAGGAAAGAAGCGGUACGUGUUGCGGAAUCUAGUGUUGUCUCUGCCUUUAGCGGCGGCGAUGGCGGCGACGAAGGAUCGCGUUAAGAAACAGCGAGAAGUCGUUUCGUGGAGCAGGUUCUUCUGGUGCACCCUCUUCGUCGUCCUCUCCUGCGUCCUCUUCACUGGUUUCACCUUCUCCACCUUUCGCCUCAUCUUCGGAGAGACGCCUGUGGUGGUCUUAAAAUGGCGAGGUCCGGCCAAUGCUAUGGAGUCGAUGUCCGGGGACUCUCCGUUGACGCCGUCGAUCUCAGUUCGAGAAACGGUUAUACUUCCUGAUCAGGCUCUGGUUUUGCUGAACUACCCUCCUUCGGGCCGCUUAUUUACCAAAGACGACCUCGACUGCGUUUAUUUAUCUGCCAACCCGUCGUGGCGAGAGCUCAGGAAGCCUCCCGUUAGCGUGGACGGCGACAAUGAUUAUCAGAUCGUGCGGUGCGUGGUUCCGCCACGUGGCUUCACCGUCUCGCUUGCCUCGAAAUCGGACGGCCACGUCUCAGCUGGGCCCCACACACAAAUGUGGGAUUCGCUCGUCUACGAAGCUCUUAUCGACAGGGACAACACCACGGUUGUGUUCGUGAAGGGCCUCAAUCUACGGCCCGAGAGGCUCGGGCGAUCUUCCAGAUACGAGUGCGUUUACGGCUGGGAUUUUAAGAGACCAAAGUUUCUGCUGAGGUCCGACGUCGUAUCGGUCGCCCAGGAGAUCGUACGGUGCAAAACCCCUCUUAGUGUUUUGAGUGGUAGCCCACUUAGGAUGAUGAACAAUUCGGUUAAGGUCUCCGUUAGAGUGAAAGGUAGAGGAACAUUCGACUCUAUAGCCCGGCCGUUUCCGGGUCUGGGUCCGGGGCUCCGAUCGCAACAUGAUCCGCCUGCCCGAAAAGAGCAUGAGAUGUGCGUAUGCACCAUGCUGCGCAAUCAGGCACGGUUCUUGAAAGAAUGGGUCAUGUACCAUGCCCAAAUUGGGGUACAACGUUGGUUUAUCUACGACAAUAAUAGCGAUGACGAUAUUGAAAAUGUGAUAGCCUUGUUAUCCAAGGCCAACGCUAAUUACAAUAUUACCCGGCACGUGUGGCCUUGGAUCAAGACGCAGGAAGCCGGGUUCGCCCAUUGUGCCCUACGGGCACGGGACACGUGUGAGUGGGUCGGGUUUAUUGAUGUGGAUGAGUUCUUUUAUUUGCCAUCAGGUUUGGCGCUACAUGAUGUGUUACAAAAUCAAUCUAGUUACAGCUAUGUUGGUGAGGUGCGGGUGUCGUGCUACAGUUAUGGGCCGUCGGGGCUCAAACAAGUUCCGCCGCAAGGGGUGACGGUCGGGUACACGUGCCGAUUGGGUAUCUCGGAGAGGCACAAGAGUAUAGUGAGGCCUGAGGCAUUGAAUUCCACAUUGAUUAAUGUGGUGCACCAUUUUCAUUUGAGGGAUGGUUUUGAGUAUGUGAACGUGGACAGGGGAGUGCUGGCUAUUAAUCACUAUAAGUACCAAGUGUGGGAAGUGUUCAAGGAGAAAUUCUAUAGGAGGGUGGCUACCUAUGUGGCUGAUUGGCAGGAUGACCAAAAUGUAGGGUCCAAGGAUCGAGCCCCUGGCUUGGGAACUAGAGCUGUCGAGCCCCCGGAUUGGUCGAGCCGGUUUUGUGAGGUCAAGGACACUGGCCUCCGUGAUCAAGUGUUGAGGAAUUUUGCAGACCCAGUGACCCAGAGUUUGCCUUGGCAUGAUGUAGAUGAGACAAACAGGAGUCGUCCAAUUUCAAGCGCAGUAGUUGUUCUUGAUCCUGAUGAACCAGAAACUGCAAGAAAAGAGAGUGAGAAAGAGAAGUCAGAGACGAAAACUCCUGUGAGUGAUGAAAAGAAAAUCGAAGCAAAUGAAUCACCAGAACAGAACUCUAGUGUUUCUUGCUCAACUUCGGCUCUUCCUUGCAUGGAUAGGCUAAAAGAAGAGCUAUCUUGCGCAAUUUGUUUGGAGAUUUGCUUCGAACCUAGUACUACUCUUUGUGGACACAGCUUUUGUAUGGAAUGUUUGAGGUCUGCCAUCCACAAAUGUGGCGGAAAGUGCCCAAAGUGCAGACAACGAAUAAGGUAUGGAAGACCUCGUGCCGUGAACACAGUUCUCUGGAACACAAUACAACUUCUCUUUCCACAAGAGGUAGAAGAAGCAAGGAAGGCAGCCGGUGCCGGUUCUCAAAUCCCAGAAACAGCCUUUUGUAAUAAUCUGAGGAAUCCAAGUGCUGGAGAAACAAAUGUGAGAAGAAGAGAGAAUGUAUUGAGCCGUGCUUGGGAGGAUGCUGCAGUAUCAGCUCAAAUCCCAGAAACACCCCCUUCUUAUAAUUAUAAUAGUACGCGGCAUCGAAGUGCUAGAGGAUCUGUUACACCUAAUCAUUUUAGUCUUGGAAGAGUGAUAUCAUUAUCAGCUUCAAGAAAAGCUGGGAUCUCCAAGGACAUACCCAGAUUCCUCCGUCCUCUAAGCUUUUUUCUUCUCCGCAGAAGAAGAGAUUCGAUUUUUUUCCUCUUUCAUUUUCACAUCCGACAACCCACCAGAAUUAGCACAAAAAUGGUGAGCGAAGAACCAGAAGAAAGUCCGAAAGACCCCAAAAACCCAGUUGAACAUGGGCAAAACGUAGACGGUUUAUUCAGCCCCAGAUUCAAAUCUGUGGCCGCCAUGGCCGGUUGGGACGAAGAGGCUAUUUUGCUUGCCAGCCUUGUCGUAGAGGACACGCCCGAUCGAGAGUCUAAGUGCAAGAGACGCUCUGAUUUGCAGUUCAAGACCCCACCCACCAAUUCAAGAAGAAAACGCAGGACUCAGAGAAGGAGUCCAAUUUCAAUCCCAGUUGUUCUCGAUCUAGAAGAAGCAGAAAGUGUAAGAAAAGAGAGUGAGAAAGAGAAGUCAGAGAUGAAAACUCCUGUGAGUGAUGAAAAGAAAAUCGAAGCAAUUGAAUCAUCUGAACAGAACUCUGGUGUUUCUUGCUCAACUUCGGCUCUUCCUUGCAUGGAUAGGCUAAAAGAAGAGCUAUCUUGCGCAAUUUGUUUAGAGAUUUGCUUCGAACCUAGUACUACUCCUUGUGGACACAGCUUUUGUAAGAAAUGUUUGAGGUCUGCCGCGGACAAAUGUGGGAGAAAGUGCCCAAAGUGCAGACAACUAAUAAGCAAUGGAAGAUCUUGUAGUGUGAACACAGUUCUCUGGAACACAAUACAGCUUCUCUUUCCACAAGAGGUAGAAGCAAGGAAGGCAGCCGGAGCCUUGAAUGGUCGAGAAGCCGCCAGAUAUCAAGUCCCAGAAGCAGCCUUUUAUAAUAAUCUGAGGAAUCGAAGUGCUGGAGAUACAAGUGUGAGAAGAAGAGUGAAUGAUCGAAGCGCUCCAUUUUUAGCUCGACUCCCAGAAACAUGGAAUCCAAGUGCUGGAGAUACAAGAGAGAUUGCUGAAAUCCCAGAAACAGCCAUAUAUAAUAAUAAUAUGUGGAAUCGAAGUUCUAGAAAUGCUAGAGGAUCUGUUAUAUCAACUACAGAUCAUACAAGUCUGAGUAGAAGAAGAGAGAAUAUAUUGCGCCAACAUGAGGUGGAUGCUGCUGCAAUAGCUCAAAGGCCACAGAGAACAUCUGCUGGGGGUCUCACAAGGGUGAGAACAAGAAGACGGGUGUCGGGCCAAAACGGGGAUGCUGCAAUAGCUCUAAGGUUGCAGAGAGAAGAGUUCAUGGAGGCUUUUAGGGGAACCAAUGAGCAAUCAAGGUUGCAGAGAGAAGAAGAGUUCAUGGAGGCUUUUAGGGGAACCAAUGAGCAAUCAAGGUUGCAGAGAGAAGAAGAGUACAUGGAGGCUUUUAGGGGAACCGAUGAGCAAUCAAGGUUGCUGAGAGAAGAGUUCAUGGAGGCUUUUAGGGGAAGAACCAAUGAGCAAUCCAGCAGCUCUCUUUCCUUAGCCAGAGUAAAUUUGAGAGCAAUGGCUUCUAGAGCUGUUAAUCUUCGUAUUAGAGACCAGCAUAUGCAGUAGUCUAGUCAAGCUAAUUUUGGAGAUUAUUCCACAAAUUUCCUGUGCUUUUUUUUUUUU
Corylus avellana is the source of this 4204-nucleotide messenger RNA. NCBI's taxonomy places the organism in Eukaryota, Viridiplantae, Streptophyta, Magnoliopsida, Fagales, Betulaceae. The record is from RefSeq and is a predicted model, not a curated record.